Messenger RNA from Symbiodinium sp. CCMP2456, 2088 nucleotides. The record is from the annotation of a GenBank genome assembly. NCBI's taxonomy places the organism in Eukaryota, Dinophyceae, Suessiales, Symbiodiniaceae.
AUGGCAUCUGAUGAGGAGGGUCGUGGUUGUGAAGAACCAACCUCAAGUAGACGAAGCCACAGGUCCUAUAGCGCCCGGAGAAGUCAGGACAGUGCCAAGUUUGUUGGACGAGAAGUUUGUCUUCGGGCCAUGAGGAGUCUCUUGGGCAUAGGCGAAACGACGUUGCAGAGAAUGAGGCAAGGAGAGACUGUGUAUACUAACGAGAGUAGGGCUCCGUUGCCGAAGCACCCCUCGUUUGGUUUUACGAUCAGGGGUGAGGUCGCUGCCAAGUGGAUGGGGGUUGUGAUGUAUAUGUGGUAUGUGUACCACAGCUGUGCGGAACACAUGCCAGACAAUUUCCGUGCUGCAACCAAAGAUGGUGGCUUCCAUGCUGUUGCUGAUGCCAGAUCGCAGGGUGAUGACGAUGCCCAUCUGCGUGCUAUCAACAGCUUCAUGCGGAUGCUGACCACGCAAAGCUCGGAUAUCGAUGUGCAUACAAUUGGCCCUGGAACCUUUUGUGGUGAGCGGCGAUGCCUUCCAUAUGGGAGUCGUUCGGAGAUGUUUUGGGAGUACAAAGCGUACUGCAAUGCAAAUCAAGAGGAACCUGCUUCCUACCAAACGUUCAUGCGCGUCGCUCGGUGUGUGGUGGGCCCUGCUCAAAAGCAUGGCUUUCUGAAAUUUCGCAAGGUGAACGAGCAUGCGAAAUGCGACGACUGCACCCGGCUCAAGAAAGCUUUGAAAGCCAAGGUGAUGGGCGGUGGGAAUCGGGAAGUGCAGCAGCGUGCAUACAUGCGCCACAUCUUGUCACAGUGGCUGGAUCGGCAGCUGUAUUGGCAGUUCCGUAGCCUGUCUCAGACUUUCUUUCGACAGCAAGACCUCCUGGCUGACAGGACCCUGACAUUGUCCAUCGCGACCUCUGUUAUGACGGUCAUUGCAGAUGGCAUGGACCAAGCUAAGUACAAAUGUCCUCGCAUUCGGGAGCAAUCCUCCAAACUGCUUGCUCGUUUGUUCCGACCUACGUUACAUGUGGCAGCCACAUGGAUCCAUGGUAGGAGCUUGAACUUCUUCGUCGGUGACGAAUGCCUUCGCAAGGAUAGCCAGACACAGAUCGAGAUGCUGAGCCGAACUGUGUCUCAAGUCAUCGACUCUGCAAGACAGCUUCCAGCUGGAUUUGCACUCCAGCAGGACAAUACCUAUCGUGAGGGAAAAAAUACUUACGUGAUGGCAUGGCUAUGCCUGCUGGUGUGCCUCAGAGUUUUCCGAUAUACUCUUGCAAACUUUCUCAGAACGGGGCAUAGUCAUGAGGAUAUUGAUCAGGUCUUCUCACAACAGAGUGCUUUCAUUAGUCGGCAAACUUUCGACUCUCCUGAAGAUGUUGUCCGUCUCCUGGAUUCAACUCACAGGCCUGAGGCAUCUGGCGAACGGGAAAGGAAGCGAGCUCGAGCGGUGAAAGUAGAUGUCUCUGCUGUGAAGCUUGAUACUGUGGCUCUCUGGAAAGAUUGGGUUGCAGUACUUGGAUUGCAGUUCAAGGGCCUUCGAAAGGUGGGUCAAGUUCGUUUCUGUCUUCGUCGGGACUUGGAUCCUUCCUCUUAUGGUGCCUGUCAGACGAAAGAACUUACUGGUUCUCCGGCCAGCCAGGACGAUGUACUUGUUCUGGCGAAGCAUCGUAUGGCAGAUACCAGCCCCCAUGUGGUUGCAGCGAUUGUGUCUGCCCAAAGAGCCGCUGAUCUUCGUGCCAGUUUCCAGCAGCCUCAGGGCUCAGCGGAGCGCAGACCGAUCACUGAGCAAGUCAAGAAGAACAUUGCAGGAGUGCUGCCGAAGUGCGUGCAACAGGGCAUUGUGUCUCGUGAUGCCGAAGCGUACCUUUCAAACUGGUUGGCUGGUACUUGGGCCAAAGUUCCCCGGCCAUCUUUCUAUACGUGCCUGGAGGCUCGAAGAGCCCCGGAAGAAUUCUAUGGCAAUGACCUUGUCGGUUGCAGAAUUCCGUGGUCGAAGCCACAUCGCGCCAAGCAUGUAGAUUUGCGUGUAGAUGACGAUGACAACGAUUCCAAUGCAGGGUCUGAUGAUGCGGCCGCGAAUGUGGCAGUGGAUUUGGAUGCUGUCGAUUAA